This is a messenger RNA of Pyricularia grisea, 1272 nucleotides long. RefSeq lists its product as uncharacterized. NCBI's taxonomy places the organism in Eukaryota, Fungi, Ascomycota, Sordariomycetes, Magnaporthales, Pyriculariaceae. The transcript is spliced from 2 exons. Bases 261 to 644 code for a protein of 127 amino acids. The record is from RefSeq and is a predicted model, not a curated record.
GGUACCUACCUACCUCAACCAAGGACUUGCAGUGCGGAAAUUCUUAAUUGACUCAACACUGAUUGCUUCAAUCUCCAGCCUGAAAUUCCAAUCAAUUUACCAAAGUACCCACCAAAUUUGCACGGCUUACCAAACCGUGAAGACGUCGACACACUCGCUCACGCCAUUUUAUCAAUCCAUCAAACCAGGCUCAGCGCGCACAAGGUCAGCAACCAGCAAGCGUACACGGAGGCGUCAGCAAAUUCAACGCACAUCUUGACAUGUUCCGCCGUGUGUGCCUCACCCUGCCCAGAGCUGCACGACCAUACGCCAACAUGGCAUCCAACACGCCCAUGGAGGAUGCGAUCAGGACCAAGAUAAGCGCGACCUUCCAACCAUCCCGGCUCGAGAUCCACAACGAUUCCCACCUGCACGCCCACCACAAGGCCAUGCAGGGCAGCACGUCUCGCGAGACGCACUUUAGGCUCGUCGUGACGUCGGAGCAGUUCCGCUCAAAGAACCAGCCCGCCCGCCACCGGGCCAUAUACUCGCUGCUCAAGGACGAGAUGGCCAAGGAGGGCGGCAUCCACGCCCUGCAGCUGAAGACCAUGACACCCGAGGAGGACGAGAGGCAGAGGUUGAAGGAGGAAGAGCAGGCCAAGUAGGCGGCAUCAUGGCGAUGACUAGGCAGGUCAGAUAACCGUUAUCGGUGGCCCUUGUUGGCUGCUCGCGCCUUGUGUUUUGAUACAGUAGUAAGCAACGACAACCAUGUAAACAAAAUUUGCACCAUCUGUAGUGCUAUGAGCUAAGUAUAUGGCCACUCCGGACCCCGAAGGUGUACUCUAGCAGGUUUGCAUAUUUCAACCAAGACAUCCGUAUAUUGGACUACUCGUGGGUCGGUUGCAGGUUCCAUCUGACACCACUAUAAUAUUCGCUCAGUCAAAUCACGCAUGGCAGGGCAUGAUCGAAACAUGUCCCGGCAGGCUGUACCAUUGGAAAUAUUGGCCGUGAGGCAGUUGACCUGAUGUCCAGGUGUUUUCACUGUUCUGAACAACCAGACUCUCGCAACUUCGUAAAGGAGCUGUCAUGGCAACGUGGCCUGUACUUCCUUCGCUGAUCCAAGGGCAACUAAACGCCGGAGAACAAGACUGGUUUCAAGUUCGAGGAAAAGGAAAGUACCGCCCUGGUUAUACAAGGCAAGAGUAAGGACGGGGACCGUGACAGAAUUGUUGCGCCUGCGCAGGAUGUUCUACCCACCAAUGACGUCGGAGAAGGCAGAGAGAGCUAUAGGUA